Magnolia sinica is the source of this 4198-nucleotide messenger RNA. RefSeq names its product probable leucine-rich repeat receptor-like protein kinase At5g63930. The coding region runs from base 504 to 3830 and encodes 1108 amino acids. Gene Ontology annotation, biological process: protein phosphorylation. NCBI's taxonomy places the organism in Eukaryota, Viridiplantae, Streptophyta, Magnoliopsida, Magnoliales, Magnoliaceae. The transcript has 3 exons. The record is from RefSeq and is a predicted model, not a curated record. Gene Ontology annotation, molecular function: ATP binding; receptor serine/threonine kinase binding; protein kinase activity.
AACUCUCUCUCUCUCGCUCUCUCGCUCUCUCUCUCUCAAUAGAAGAUCUUAAUUUUUUAUUUCAAAAAGAAGAAAGAGAGAUGCUUGCAUGCCUUUGAUUUUCAUAAUCAAAUCUUCCAACAAAAAGGGUCUUUUGAUUGAUUACACGAGACUUCUUCGAAAAGGGGGGGAAAGAAAACAGAUUCAGUGCAUGAGCUUAUCCCGACCAAAAGGUCGAUUCAAUGCAGAAUCGCCAGAAAUCCGAAAAUCUCACCCAUUUCGAUCUCUAUCCCGAAAAUGCGAAUUGGGUUUUCUUCAUCCGUCUCAAGAAUCUCUAGGCUUUGAUUCCGGGCCCUGAGACUCAGCAAUGGAGGAGUUCUGAGAGGUACGCGAAUGCUGUGGACUCCUGUAUUUUUGAGAUUUUGGGUUUUUGUUCGAAUUGAAUUUCUGGGUCGUCUUCCAUUGACGGACCCCGCGUUGAUUCGAGCUUUGAUCCUGAUUUUCAUCUCUAUCUGAGAGUUACCAUGUUGGCGGUUUUCGAAUCUGAGAGAAUUUCAGCUUCGGCGGUUGUCGAAUCUGUAGUGAUAGUAGUAUUAGCCUCUUUGCUGGUUUGUAGAUCUGAAGAGCUGAAUACGGAAGGGAAAUACCUUCUAGAACUCAAGAGCAGUUUCAGUGAUGAGUUUAACCAUCUGGGUUCUUGGGAUUCCAGUCACCCGUCGCCGUGCAGAUGGACGGGCGUGAAUUGCACGAUGCUGGAAUCUGGCCCAGUUGUUCACUCUCUCAAUCUGAGUUCCAUGAACUUGUCCGGGACUUUCCCACCGAGUAUCGGUUCUUUAGUCCAUUUGACUGUUCUUGAUCUCUCUCACAACAAGUUGAAAGGGAGGAUACCGAAGGAGAUUGGGAACUGUUCGAAGUUGGAGGUUCUUAAUCUGAAUGACAACAAUUUGGAUGGUGAGAUCCCUGCCGAAUUGGGUAAUCUAUCAUGCUUGAGAAGACUCGACUUCUGCAAUAAUGGGAUUUCGGGGUCAUUUCCAGAGGAGCUUGGGAACCUGUUGUCCCUUGUGGAGUUAAUGGCUUACACUAACAAUUUAACGGGCCCGCUGCCUCCAUCGCUUGGGAAUCUCAAGAAUUUGACGGUUUUCCGAGCAGGGCAGAAUCUGAUCUCAGGAAGUAUACCCAUUGAGAUAGGCCAGUGUGAAAGGUUGAGAGUACUGGGUCUUGCGCAGAACAAGUUAGAGGGAGAAAUCCCAAAAGAACUUGGGAUGCUUGGAAAAUUGAAGGAUCUGGUUCUUUGGGAUAAUGGUUUGUCGGGUUCUAUGCCGAAGGAACUUGGGAAUUGUUCAAGCCUUCAAACUCUUGCUUUGUAUGAGAACAAUCUGGUCGGUGGAAUUCCCAUGGAGAUGGGGAACCUCAUGUUCUUGGAGAAAUUGUAUCUCUACAGGAAUGGAUUGAACGGAACGAUUCCAAAAGAGAUUGGGAAUCUCACUAUGGCAACAGAAAUCGAUUUCUCAGAGAAUUCAUUGAUGGGAGAGAUACCGAAAGAGUUUGGUAAUUUGAAGGGUUUGCGCUUACUCUACCUUUUCCAAAAUCAGCUUACUGGUGUUAUCCCAGUCGAGUUGUGCAGCUUAAAGAAUCUGAGUAAGCUUGACCUUUCAAUCAAUUACCUCACUGGACCCAUUCCCAUGGAAUUGCAGUAUUUGACAGAAUUGCUCAUGUUACAGCUCUUUCAUAACUCGCUGAGUGGCAGCAUUCCUCAGGGGCUCGGUGUGUAUAGCCCACUUUGGGUGGUUGAUUUUUCAGAGAACAAUCUCACUGGGCAAAUACCAAGUCAUCUUUGCAGACAUUCUAAUCUGAUUUUGCUGAACCUGUGGUCAAACAAGCUGAUGGGAAAUAUCCCAAAUGGGCUCACAAGAUGUAAGUCCCUGGUGCAGCUUCGUUUGGGUGGAAACAGUCUUACAGGGAGCCUUCCUGUGGAUCUAUGCAAAUUGGCGAAUUUGUCUGCAAUUGAAUUGGACCAAAACAAGUUCAGCGGCCCAAUUCCUUCAGAGAUAGGGAACUGCAAAGCAUUGCAAAGGCUUCAUCUCCCAGAUAACCACUUUGCAUCCGAGUUGCCGAGAGAGAUAGGCAAUUUAUCACAAUUGGCAAGCUUUAACAUCUCGUCUAAUAAGGUCACUGGAAGAAUCCCGCCAGAGAUUGUUAAUUGCAGGAUGCUCCAACGACUCGAUCUCAGCCGAAAUGACUUCGUGGGUUCUUUACCAGACGAGCUUGGAAACCUUUCCCAGUUGGAGCUGCUUAAGCUUUCUGAGAAUGGGCUGUUGGGAUCGAUACCUGCCCACUUGGGGAAUCUCUUCCGUUUGACUGAGUUGCAGAUGGGCGGUAACCGUUUUUCAGGCCAAAUACCACAGGAAUUUGGUGGGCUUUCAAGUCUGCAGAUAGCGAUGAAUCUCAGUUAUAAUAAUCUGUCCGGAAAUAUACCGCCUGAGCUUGGAAAUCUCAUUUUACUGGAAUUCCUCCUGCUCAACAAUAACCAUUUAACUGGUGAAAUCCCUUCCACGUUUGCAAACCUGUCAAGUUUGCUUGGGUGCAACGUGUCGUACAAUGAUCUCACAGGACCUCUGCCAUCUAUCCCUCUCUUUCAAGACAUGGCCAUCAGCAGCUUUAUCGGAAACAAUGCUCUUUGUGGUGGGCCUCUUGGUGCAUGUGGUGGAUCUCUUUCAUUGCCCUCCCUUCCACCAUCAAAAGUGGCAAAUGCUCAUUUGGGCAAGAUCGUGGCAAUAAUUGCUGCAGCUGUGGGCGGUGUUUCUCUUGUUCUCAUCAUUGCUAUCCUGCGAUCCAUUAGACGUCCGCCUGAAAUGGUUACUCCAUUACAAGAUAACGAGUUACCUCCUUCGGUCUCAGACAUGUAUUUCUCCCCAAAGGGUGGAUUCACAUUCCAAGAUCUGCUUGAAUCCACAAACAAUUUCAAUGAGUCUUUUGUGAUCGGAAGGGGAGGUUGUGGAACGGUGUAUAGAGCAGUUAUGCAAACUGGACUGAUGAUUGCGGUUAAGAAGCUAGCAUCGCAAAGAGAGGGGAACAAUGUGGACAACAGCUUUCGUGCUGAAAUUUUAACUCUGGGGAAGGUUCGACACCGAAAUAUUGUGAAGCUCUAUGGUUUUUGCUAUCACCAGGGCUCUAAUCUUCUACUAUAUGAGUACAUGUCGAGGGGCAGUUUGGGUGAACUACUUCAUGGUGUCUCAUGUAGCCUUGAUUGGGAAACCCGUUAUCAGAUUGCUCUUGGGGCUGCUCAGGGGCUCUCAUACUUGCAUCAUGAUUGUAAACCACGGAUCAUUCACCGAGAUAUAAAGUCAAAUAACAUUCUAAUUGAUGAUAACUUUGAAGCUCAUGUUGGGGACUUUGGAUUGGCGAAGGUGAUUGACAUGCCACAAUCGAAAUCGAUGUCUGCAGUGGCUGGAUCGUAUGGGUACAUUGCUCCUGAAUAUGCAUACACCAUGAAAGUCACAGAAAAGUGCGAUGUCUAUAGCUAUGGAGUCGUCCUAUUGGAGUUGCUCACCGGUAGAACACCCAUACAAACACUGGACCAAGGGGGUGAUCUUGUUACAUGGGUGAGGAUUUAUAUUCAAAACCAUUCGAUAGAUUCGGGAAUACUUGAUGCUCGACUGAAUUUGGAAGAGGAGAACGUCAUCAAUCACAUGUUCAUGGUCCUGAAAAUCGCUUUACUAUGUACGAAUAUGUCGCCGUUUGACCGACCGGCAAUGCGGCAAGUCGUGUUGAUGCUGAUUGAGACUAAAGAGAGAGGAGAGUGUUCUUCGUCUUCAAAUUCACUUCUCCCUUCAAAGGAGGAUACCUCUUAAAGAUACUCAUGCAGUGCACAGGUGAAGAAUCAUCCAAGACGUCCAUCAGAGGUGGGUCCCUCGCUGAGGUGGCCUCGUGAAGAAUCAAAGCGGUGAGAGAGUUUAUGGAACAAACGAUCAGCAAGAGAAUCUCCCAAGUACGUCCAAGUACUUAUGUCUGCCUUUUUCCCAGCCCAAUCAAAGAAGAGCCGGAGAGAGUUGUUAAGAGUAGAGUACGAAGAGACGAUGAGACAGAAGAAUCCGAAUACAGUAGAGCCAGCUGUUCGUAGUACCUGUGGCUGUCAACGGAUCAGUACAUGUUUUUAAUUUAAUACUCUAGCCGAGUGUGGUAGAUGAUACGCAUGUAUUUAUAGAUUAUUUAGAAAUUG